Messenger RNA from Sesamum indicum (sesame), 2762 nucleotides. RefSeq names its product homeobox-leucine zipper protein ATHB-14. NCBI's taxonomy places the organism in Eukaryota, Viridiplantae, Streptophyta, Magnoliopsida, Lamiales, Pedaliaceae. Gene Ontology annotation, molecular function: lipid binding; DNA-binding transcription factor activity; DNA binding. The record is from RefSeq and is a predicted model, not a curated record.
AUGGCCCUUUGUAUGCACAGAGAGAGCAACAGCAAGCAGCAGCAAAUGGAUGCUAGCAAGUAUGUGAGAUACACACCGGAGCAAGUGGAGGCGCUGGAGAGGGUUUACGCAGAAUGCCCGAAGCCUAGUUCUUUGAGGAGGCAACAGCUCAUUCGGGAGUGUCCCAUUCUUUCUAACAUUGAACCUAAACAAAUCAAAGUCUGGUUCCAGAACCGCAGAUGCCGCGAAAAGCAGAGGAAGGAAGCAUCUCGUCUCCAGACUGUUAACAGAAAGCUUUCGGCUAUGAACAAGCUGCUGAUGGAAGAGAAUGAUCGCCUACAGAAGCAGGUCUCACAUUUGGUUUAUGACAAUGGUUGCAUGCGUCAACAGCUGCACACUGUUAGCACAACAACCACUGAUACCAGCUGUGAGUCUGUGGUAGUAAGUGGUCAAAAACAACAGCUAAACCCAACACUUCAGCGUCCUCAGAGGGAUGCUAAUAGCCCAGCUGGUCUUCUCGCAAUAGCUGAGGAGACCCUGGCAGAGUUCCUUGGAAAGGCUACUGGAACUGCUGUCAACUGGGUUCAGAUGAUUGGGAUGAAGCCUGGUCCAGAUUCUAUUGGCAUCAUUGCUGUUUCCCGUAAUAGUAGCGGAGUAGCAGCACGAGCCUGCGGCCUCGUGAGUCUUGAACCCAUGAAGGUUGCUGAAAUUCUCAAAGAUCGUCCUUCUUGGUACCGUGACUGCCGUUGCCUUGAUGUAGCUAGCAUAAUCCCUACAGGAAAUGGGGGGACGAUAGAGCUCAUUUAUAUGCAGACUUAUGCACCGACAACUUUAGCAGCGGCUCGCGACUUUUGGACUCUGAGAUACACUACCAGUUUGGAAGAUGGCAGUCUUGUGAUUUGUGAAAGGUCAUUAACAUCUUCCACAGGUGGUCCAAAUGGACCUCCUGCUGCUUGCUUUGUGAGAGCUGAAAUGCUGCCCAGUGGUUACCUUAUACGCCCUUGCGAGGGUGGGGGCUCAAUCAUCCAUAUUGUUGAUCACAUUGAUUUGGAUGCGUGGAGUGUUCCUGAAGUUUUAAGGCCACUUUAUGAAUCCUCCAAAAUCCUUGCACAGAAGAUGACUAUGGCUGCCUUGCGGCACAUUAGGCAAAUUGCUCAGGAGACUAAUGGAGAGAUCCAGUGCACUGGUGGUCGCGAACCUGCCGUUCUUAGAACAUUGAGUCAAAGAUUGUGCAGGGGUUUUAAUGAUGCUGUCAAUGGAUUUACCGAUGAUGGUUGGUCUAUAAUGGGCAGCGAUGGGGGGGAAGAUGUUACAAUUGCCAUAAACUUGUCCCCCAGCAAAUUUCUUGGUUCACAGUUUAACACUUUAUGCAUGCUCCCAACUUUUGGGGGAGUCCUCUGCGCACGGGCAUCAAUGUUGCUCCAGAAUGUGCCCCCCGCUCUGCUUGUUCGUUUUCUGAGGGAGCAUCGCUCGGAGUGGGCUGAUUAUGGUGUUGAUGUUUACUCUGCUGCUUCUCUUAAAGCUAGUCCUUAUGCAGUCCCUUGUGCAAAGCCUGGUGCGAUUCCGAGUAGUCAUGUUACUUUACCUCUUGCACAGACUGUGGAACAUGAGGAGUUCCUGGAGGUUGUUCGUUUGGAGGGUCAUGCCUUCUCUCCGGAGGAUAUAGCUUUGUCUAGAGAUAUGUACUUGUUACAGCUAUGCAGUGGGGUUGAUGAAACAAAUACUGGUGCCUGUGCCCAGCUCGUCUUUGCCCCUAUAGAUGAAUCAUUUGGUGAUGAUGCUCAUAUGCUCCCUUCCGGAUUCCGUGUUAUACCUUUGGAUCCUAAAUCAGAUGAGCCAGCAGCAACUCGGACAUUGGACUUGGCUUCCGCUCUUGAGGUCAGACACAGUGGAGGUCGUCCACCUGGUGAAGUCGAUACAAGUAAUCAGAAUCUUAGGUCUGUUUUGACCAUUGCUUUCCAGUUCACUUUUGAAAAUCACUAUCAAGACAGUGUAGCUGCUAUGGCCCGUCAAUAUGUACGUAGUAUAGUGGCCUCAGUCCAAAGAGUUGCAAUGGCAAUUGCACCAUCUCGACUUAGCUCCCACAUGGUACCUAAGCCACUUCCAGGUUCUCCUGAGGCUGUGACAUUGGCACGUUGGAUUUGCAGGAGCUAUAGGGCGCACACUGGGGGAGAGCUCCUUCGAGCUGAUUCACAAGGCGGUGAUGCAGUUCUGAAACAACUUUGGCACCAUGCUGAUGCUAUUAUGUGCUGCUCCAUCAAGACGAAUGCAUCAGCAGUUUUUACAUUUGCAAACCAAGCAGGCCUCGACAUGAUGGAAACGACUCUGGUGGCCCUUCAGGAUAUAAUGCUUGAGAAGAUCCUAGAUGAAGCGGGUCGUAAAAUUCUCCUUUCUGAGUUUUCCAAGAUCAUGCAGCAGGGCUUCGCCUAUUUGCCCGCAGGAGUGUGUGUUUCGAGCAUGGGCCGGCCGGUCUCUUAUGAACAAGCUGUUGCAUGGAAGGUUCUCAACGACGAAGACUCCAAUCACUGCCUGGCUUUCAUGUUUAUGAACUGGUCUUUUGUGUAACAAAAUAGAAGUAACUAGUCAUCCGACUGUUGCACUAGUUGCAGGCCAGGAUCUUAACUUUAUUGUACGCUAUUUUGAACCUUAAUUAUGAGAUGCCUACUAUGUAACAACUCUAUGAAUCAAAGCAUCCUGUUUAUGUAAUUUGUCUCCACAUCUGAAUCUUUAAGUGAUAUAUUUGUGUUCGAUUCUGGUAUGUGAACCUCAAAUCUGCAGCAGCA